Brassica napus (rape) is the source of this 3063-nucleotide messenger RNA. RefSeq names its product agamous-like MADS-box protein AGL62. Gene Ontology annotation, molecular function: protein dimerization activity; RNA polymerase II cis-regulatory region sequence-specific DNA binding; DNA-binding transcription factor activity, RNA polymerase II-specific. The record is from RefSeq and is a predicted model, not a curated record. The transcript is spliced from 2 exons. Gene Ontology annotation, biological process: positive regulation of transcription by RNA polymerase II. Bases 2056 to 2895 code for a protein of 279 amino acids. Lineage: Eukaryota; Viridiplantae; Streptophyta; Magnoliopsida; Brassicales; Brassicaceae.
UUGGGGACUAUUUAGGGGGAAAAUCUAAAAAGAAACUAUUUAAGAGAUUUGGACAAUAUAUAUCUUACUUUUUAUUAAUUUUAGUUUUAUAAACUUUGAAUCUAUCUUUCUAACUAAAAUCUGCACAAUUUAUGGUUGCUUGAUUUUUGAGAUAAAAUCUAAAAUAGUUUAUGUGCUAUUUUGAUUUUUCUUAUGUAAUUGCUGAUUUAUUUUAUUAUAUUGUGAUUUUGGAGAAGAUAAUACAAUAGAAAAGCUUUAGUUCAAAAUUUUAUAUAGUUAGUUUCUAAAUACAUAUAGAAUACUUGCAAAAUAGUUUAUAAAGAAGACCAUAUAACAGAUGUAUAAAGUCUAUACAUAAAACCAAAAUAUGUUUAGGUAAUCUUAUAAUAUUUUAUAUAAAAACAUUUCUUAUAAAACCUUAUAAACAUAUAUAUAAUGGUUUAUCAUAUCUUAUAAAUGAGUUUAUAAAGUCUUAGAAAAUUGUGUGAAAGUGUUAUACAAUCUUAAUGCAAAUUUUAAAGUCUUAUAAAGCAUUGUAAAACUUUAAAAACAGAUUUAUAAAAUUUUAUAUGUGUGAUUAUAAAUCUUAUAUACAACCAUAUAUAUAUCUAUAUAUAUUAUAAAACUUUAAGAUAAGAAGUAGACUGACUGAAUUGAGAUUCAAAGGAUAAAUAAUUUAAAGGGUUUACAAUAUUUUUUUUGUAGAACGGGGUUUACAAUAUUGUAUUACACAUAAUUUACUAAUCUAUACUUUAUGAAAAUGUUAUAUUAUAGGACAUACAAAUCAUUUAUAAUAAGUUAUAAAUCUAGUUAAGUUGAUCUCAAAUUAUCUUAUAAGAAAUUAAGUCGAUUAUAAACUUUCUAAAUCCAUACAAGAGGUUAUAAAUCUUAUGAAACCUUAUAGAUGUAUUACAUAAAAGCGAAAACAUAUUGAUGUACUACAAUAGCUAUGAAUCAUGAUACUGAAAGCAAUAGAAGAAGGUCACAUAGUGUUGUCUUCUUUAACAAUCAGAUGAAGGAACCAACUACUUUAAAAAGCUCUUGUUCUUCUGAGGACACAUGAGUUGUUAUGCCUUCAGAAUUGGUCUGGACCAUAGCUCAUAAAAAGGAAGGAAGGAAGCUUGGUGAGGUCCUGAUCAAUAUUAGAUUGAACAACCAUAUGCGUUGAAGACCACGUUUACAACAGAGGUAAGAACGUUCUCACAAGAAAUUAGACUUAAACUUGAGAGGACAUAAUCUACCUAACUAGACUAAAACGUUUUCCGACCAUGCACGUGGGUUAUGUUCCUACGUUAAAUAGCAAACAUCUUAUCGCCUAUAAUCUUAAACAGAAAUUCAGCAUAGUUCUUAUGGCGUGUAUCCCAUUCUAUAUGUUGAUACCUUUCACUUAUCUCGCUCAAAUCAUCAAGUAUAGUUUAGUUUUUCCAAAGUAUACGAUGUUAAUUAAGUUUUGGUGAGAUAACGUGGCAGAGAUUCAGGAAAAUUCCCUCAACUUUCAUAUAGUAGAUUGGUUUCUAUUAGUGAUACAAAAAAUAUAUUGUAUAAUGGAAUACAGUUGGUUAAUAUGUUAUUCUAUAUAUAGUAUUGAUGAAUAUUAUUGCAUAAUAAUUUAAUUUUUGAGUUUAAAUGUUUUUGUAUGAAUACCAGUUUUUUGUCAAUUGAUACAUUUAAAAGUACUCUAAUUUUAUUGAUAUUUCUUACAUCCUCAUAUAUGUCAGUUUAUUUAGAAAGAAAUUUUUAUCAUUUAACAAAUACGGAAAUAUCACAUAUAAUGAGGUGGCGGAUUUUAGUACAUUGUACCAAGUGAAAUGAAAAUACUAUAGUCAAAUAAAUAUACAUUUCAUACCUUAUACUAUGGAAUAUAAAGAUAUUGCAAUAUCUCAAAUUGGUAAGAAUAAUAUUUAGCCAUAGAAUAUAAUAUUUUAGAUUUGAUAUUAUAACUCUUAGAUAACUCUUAAUAUUAAUUGCUGGUAUGUAAUAUUUUGCUAUAAAUAAAUGAAAGUUGUCACAAGGUAAACAUCGAUUCAUUUUUUUCUUUUCCAAAUACCAAAACACAUGGCGAAAAAAAGUAAAGGUCGUCAGAGGAUCACAAUGGCCAAGAUGGAAAAUGAGAGUAACCUUCAAGUUACUUUUUCGAAAAGAAGAUCCGGUCUUUUCAAAAAAGCUAGUGAGCUUAAUACACUUUGUGGUGCAGAUAUCGCCGUUGUUGUGUUCUCGCCUGGUGGAAAAGUCUAUUCUUUUGGUCAUCCAAAUGUCGAGAACGUGCUUAAUCGGUUCAAAAAUAUCAACCAGCCACCUCUUAACCAAAACAACAACAUGCGAUUUAAUGAAGCGCGUCCGAAUGAUGCUAUUCGGGUUAUGAAUGACUUUCUUACUCAGGUGAUGAAUGAUUUGGAAUUAGCAAAAAAGAAAAAUGAAGAAUUAAAAAAAAUAAGAAAAAACUCGAAAAUGCCUGUGAAUUGGUGGGAAGAUCCCGUUGAAGAACUUGACUUAGCUCAUGCCAAAGAGUUUAAAGGUUUACUGGAAAAAUUGAAAAGUUAUGUUACAGAUGAGGCCUCCAAACAUUUCCAAGCAAUCUUUCCUCAGCCAAACUUCUAUGGCGGAAGUUCCAGUGGUGCUCCUUUUAGGGAUGGUGGUUAUAUCAACCCUAAUUUGGACCCGAGUGAAAGAAGAAUGUUCAACGUGAAUGCAUACUACAACCAGAACAUGUAUCCUCCUAAUUAUCCAUUACCGUAUGGAAACAAUAAUUAUGCAGGAGGAUUUGUUCCAGAAUACAGUUUAAACUACAUGCAUGGGUUUAAUCAGUACCGGAACCAAAACCAAAAUCUGAAUUUUAAAGAAGAAGGCAUCUCCGAGAAUGAAUGCCAUCAAGAUGGCCUUCCUCCUCAUCUUUGAUCUGUUUGUGACUGAUCAUUUCUAUAUGAUCCACUGGAGUGUCGAGACAAAAAAAAAAAUGUUUUAUCCUCAUUUCUUCUUAGUAUGUUGUGUUUUUCUCCUUUCUUAAUAUGUUGUAUUUUUCUCAGAUUUGGUGUCUUUUAUUUUCAAUAAAAACAGAUUUAUUUU